This is a messenger RNA of Corylus avellana, 3439 nucleotides long. Lineage: Eukaryota; Viridiplantae; Streptophyta; Magnoliopsida; Fagales; Betulaceae. The record is from RefSeq and is a predicted model, not a curated record.
GAUUGAGAAGGAUUAUAAUUUUAUUUAAAGUACCAUAGGAACAAGAAGAUGACCAAAUUUGGGUCAAGGCAGUGAGAAAUAUGAUGAACUGUGAUAUAUUGAUUGUGACAUAGGUGAGAAAUGAAUGAUGUAAUUGAUACCAAGAUGUAGGUUCUACUUAUAGUAUAUAAUAGAACCUAGAGUGCUCAAUCUAGAGUGCUAGUCCCUUCAUCUUUGCUCUGUCACCUUUGCUCAAGUUCAUAUUUUCACAAGUUGCACAUUUGAAUGGAUUAUGGUUUACUUGUAAUUAUCCUUAAAAAUAGAUUUCUUCAAGGAGAGGAUCUUUCUGGUAUACUUCCACCAGCUCUAGUGAAGCUACCAUACCUGAAGCUAAUUUCUCUCUCACGCAACUACCUCAGUGGUAAUAUACCACGGGAAUGGGCUUCUAUGCAGUUGGAACAUAUGUCUUUCACUGUGAACAACUUAUCAGGACCAAUUCCAAGCUUCUUGGGAAACAUAACCACUCUUCAAUAUUUGUCCAUCGAGAACAAUCUGUUUUCUGGAACUAUUCCACCUGAGCUUGGAAAUUUAGUUAACUUGGAGAUUCUGUCAGUAUUUCUUUCUCGUCUUUUAUUUGAAUUUCAUAUCACAUUUGAUGAGACACUUCUAAGACAGCUGCCCACGGCUCUCACCCGCCUAAACAAAUUAAGAGAAUUUAGGAUUAGUAGUAACUAUUUCACAAGAAAGAUACCAGAUUUUUUUCAAAGUUGGACGCAACUUGAAACAUUAGAGAUCGAAGGUAGCGGUCUCAAAGGACCAAUCCCUUCUAGCAUGUCCGUCUUGAAAAAUCUAAUUGAACUAAGGAUUAGUGACUUGGAAGGAGAAGGUUCACUUUUUCCACCCUUAAUGAACAUGACAAAGAUGAUGCAAUUGACAUUGAGCAGCUGUAACAUCUCUGGAGAGAUCCCUUCAUAUAUAUCAAAGAUGACAAAUCUUAGAAUACUGGAUCUCAGUUUCAACAGAUUGAAAAAAGAAAUUCAAGAAUUGGAAAGUCCAGUAAAUUUGAUGAACAUGUAUCUAACAAGCAACUUGCUUACUGGAGUUAUUCCAAACUGGAUGAGGAAUUGUGAAAGGAACAUAGAUCUUUCUUACAAUAAUCUUACUUGGAGCUCUGAAGACACUUGUACAGGAACAAAGCUGAAUUUGUUUAAAAGUUUUAAUGGACAGAAAAACUCUGUAUGCCCAGAAGACGACCGAUGCCCUAAAGAUAAUAUACAUUUACACAUCUCUUUGAAUAUAAUUAUAAGGAAAAUGCUUCAAUUUUGUUGGAUUUUCUUCUCGAUAAUUUCAAUGGAGGAAAAAUGCUUAGCAAAUGGAAAAUAUACUGUGAGACUUCACUUUGCGGAAAUAGUAUUUAGAGGCAACAAAUCUUUUUACAGUCUUGGAAGACGGAUAUUUGAUGUUUAUAUUCAGGAAGCAAAAGGGGUUGAUAGAGCAGUCAUUAUAAACAUUAAAGCAGUUCCAGUUACUAAUAAAAGUAUAGACAUUCGCUUUCAUUGGGCUGGGAAAGGGACAACAGCUGCUCCAAGAAAAGGAACAUAUGGUCCUCUUAUUUCUGCCAUCUCUGUGGAGUUUAGUAAGCAUUCUUCGGCGGAAAGGCUUUUUGGGAGGCAAGAUUUCAAGAGUAAAAGAGAUGAAUCGGACGUCAAGAGUCUUGGAGGCGACUUUGUCACGAACAAAGUGAAAGUCGAUUUCAAUGUGCUUGGUGCGGGCAUGAAAGGCAGGGUUGGCAGUGAGGUAUGUGGCGCCAAUGUUAUCACACCAAAGGGUGGGAGGUGUGGGAAGAAAAAUGCCAAGUUCGCGGAGCAUGGAUUGGAGCCAUAUGAGCUCGGCAGCGGUGGUUGCGAGAGUACGAUAUUCGGAUUCGGUGCUGGAUCGAGCAACAGCAACUAUAUUCAUUGUGGAGGUGGGAGGAAUGAGAGUCCAGGUGCCAUUGUGGAGGAGGGCAUCAAACUCAAUGUUCAUAGCAUCACACCAGGUGGGGUGCUUGGCCGCUUGGGAGUAGCAGGCAUGGGAGAUGCGGAGGCUGGAGAGGUGACAGGAACCUGCAAAGAGUCAGAAGAAGAACUAGUGUUAGUAAGGGCAGGCCGGGCAAAUAGGAGGCUGCUUAUUUUUGGUAACUGGAAGUUGAAAUCUAGUGACGACAUGACGAACAAUGCGAUCAGCAGGGUGGCCGAGGCGAGCGUGCCAAUCCACGAAGUGGGUACCAUUGCCCACUUGGAUUUCAUCGGGUCCAUCAUACGCUUCCGAGUGGAGAUUCAAAUUGUUGAGGUCGGAAGUGACAUGGUGAGUGGCACCGGUGUCCGGAUACCAGUUGAGAUCCCGGGUUUGGGCCUGAGCAGCAGUGUGGGCCGAGGGCCUGGGCCUAAAAGAGAGGGGGCCCAUGUGAAGAUGAGGAAUUGUGAGAGGAAGGCGGAAUAUUUCCAUGCCCCCUUGUUCUGUAUUGCCCAAAUGAGUUUGGGGCAGAACGGUGCUGCCCAUAUGGCCGAGCAGAUCGUCCAUGGUGAGAGGUUCAAUCCGGGUAGUCAAGGACGUGACGAGGGGGUCGUAUUCGGGACCCAGUCCGGCAAGGAGCGACGUGGUGAAUUCAUAAUCGCUGAGUUUGUGACCGGCGGCAGCAAGGGUGGCGGCGGUUUGCUUGAGCCGUUGAAAAUAUGCUGUGAUGGAGGAAUUGCCCUUCUUUGCAGUAGCAAUUUCGUAGUGAAGCGUCAUGAUUCUGUCAAACUUCUCAAUCUCGUUCUUUGGACAGAAUUGAAAAACUUGGAUCUGCAAACUGGUUUCUUUACCUUCAAACAUAUCAGGGCUGCCACUAACAACUUUGAUGUUGCACAUAAGAUUGGGCAAGGUGGUUUUGGAUCCGUCUACAAGGGUAUACUGGUAGAUGGUACUAUAAUUGCCGUUAAGCAACUUUCUUCAGAAUCAAAUCAAGGAAAUCGUGAAUUUGUGAAUGAAAUGGGCACAAUAUCUGCUUUACAGCACCCAAAUCUUGUUAGAUUGUAUGGAUGUUGUAUUGAAAAAAAUCAACUAUUUUUGGUGUAUGAAUACAUGGAAAACAAUAGCCUGGCGCGUGCUUUGUUUGGUCCAGAGGAGUACCGCUUAAAAUUGGACUGGCCUACGAGGCAAAAAAUAUGUGUUGGCAUAGCAAGAGGUUUGACUUUCUUGCAUGAGGAAUCAACAUUAAGAAUUGUUCAUAGAGACAUUAAAACUUCAAAUGUGCUACUCGAUAGGGACCUUAACCCAAAGAUUUCUGACUUUGGCUUGGCCAAGCUCCAUGAAGAGGAAAACACCCACAUCAGCACCAGAAUUGCUGGAACAAUGAGGGGGAUAUGGUGAUGGUGUUUCUAUGCAAGGAAGAUUUCCAAUUGGAACUUAUAGCAAGCUCAAGCCAAGGAAAUAUGGG